This is a messenger RNA of Guillardia theta CCMP2712, 567 nucleotides long. RefSeq lists its product as hypothetical. The transcript has 2 exons. The record is from RefSeq and is a predicted model, not a curated record. Bases 1 to 567 code for a protein of 188 amino acids. Lineage: Eukaryota; Cryptophyceae; Pyrenomonadales; Geminigeraceae.
AUGGGGAUCGGGGAGUUCUUCACGCCCGCGUUUCAGUUUCGAGGAGGGAAGGGUAAGGUGAAGCGCGGAGACCUCUCUGUCGCCAUGUCCCACCUGCUUGCAUGGCGGUCAGUGGCGCAGGGGAAUCAUUGUUUGCAUCCUCCGUCGAGAUCCUCUGACGACUGCUGGGUGUUGAUCCUGGAGGAUGACGUCAAGCUGAACAUUCCUGAUACUUGUCUGCUGCGAGGAGGAGGGCAAACGAGAAUCAAGCUCGACCCUCUCCCUCCGGACGCGGACAUGGUCCUCCUCUUCCCAUCACGGCUGAUCAAACAAGACUGCUCGUCACACCCAUCAUGCGAAAUGUUCAGCGAGGUGAGCGACGGGUCUGGCCUGAUUGGCUACGUGGUUUCACGGCGAUCUGCCAAGAAGCUUGUCCGCGUCUUUGAGCAAGUGAAGCUGAGGAUGCCGAUCGACCUGCAGAUCUACAAGCUACCGGGCAUCUCUGUCUUCGCAUCCAAGGCUGACUGGAUUCUCCAUCAGGACAACAUCCCGUCUGAUCGGAUCGCCCAGAAUGGACUUGCUGAGUGA